This is a messenger RNA of Danio rerio (zebrafish), 7142 nucleotides long. NCBI's taxonomy places the organism in Eukaryota, Metazoa, Chordata, Actinopteri, Cypriniformes, Danionidae. The record is from RefSeq and is a predicted model, not a curated record.
CCGAGUGCGCUUGAGCUCCGAUCCAGCGAGUCCGCGCGCGCGUGUGCGUCGAGUUGGACUGAGGAAUACAGAAACUUUCGGACUGUUUUUAUUCGGCAGUAAUACUCGGGAGUCAGGACAGGGCACGGAUCUAUCCUGUCGUUAUGACUAUUGUGAUGAAUUAAUGCGUUUCUGGUGCGCAAUGGGCGUUUACAGCGUUACAUCAGCGCUUUAUUCCCAACAGGGUCUUUUACCCAAACAUGUGGAAAGUCAAGUCUUGGUGGAUGUUGAAGUGUGAUCUCUGAGCUGACAUGAGGAGGUUUCUCUAGAUGUGGGCUUCAGUGGUGAAAUGAUGGCAUCACAUUGGAGGAACUCAGGCGAUGAGGAUGAGCUGAUUUAUUCUGGCGGGCUUCCACACUGUGAGGAUGUGGUGGAUCAGGAUGAUUCUUCAGGAGUCCCCUUCCAUGUGGAAGAUGAGCCAUUUUCCUGGCCGGGGCCUAAGAUUCUUCGUCUGCGCCGCACUUCUCAAGGCUUCGGAUUUACUCUGCGUCACUUCAUUGUAUACCCACCAGAGUCUGCGAUGCACUCCAAUUUUAAGGAUGAAGACCAUAGUCACAGAGGGAGACCGCGGAACAGACUGGAGCCCAUGGACACGAUCUUUGUGAAGCAGGUCAAAGAGGGAGGGCCUGCUCACAGUGCCGGACUCUGCACUGGGGACAGGAUAGUGAAAGUGAAUGGCGAGAGCAUCAUUGGAAAGACGUACUCGCAGGUCAUAGGGCUCAUCCAGAACAGUCAUACAUUUCUGGAGUUGUGUGUUAUGCCAAAAGAUGAAGAUAUACUUCAGCUGGCCUAUUCUCAAGAUGCCUACCUUAAGGGUCAUGAUGCAUACAGUGGAAAUGCUCGCCAUAUCCCAGAGCCACCCCCUAUAUGUUAUCCUCGAGUAGACUGCAAGCCCCCGGGGAUGGCCCAGGCCACUGAGACAUCAGCCCCGGGGGUUGUAUCUUCCGAUCUAGGAUACCGUGUGGAGAUACCGGUACCUCCCUCACCUCCACCACCCAUUCCAAAAACACAGACCGCAGUGUGUGUGUGCAAUGAAAGUGUACGGACAGUGGUGGUACCUCCUGAUGUUCACAUGGGCCUUAUGGUCCAAGGUCACAGAGGAGACUAUGGUCUAGUUGGUCCAGAUCCAAUGCUUAUCCGAGCCAGGCCUGGAACUGUGUCUGGUGGUCGUCCGCCAUAUCUACACCCGCGCAAAGCUGACAUGUUCCCGUCAGGUUACCAUGGUGAUCCUUAUGCCAUUCCACCCACACACUAUGUGCCUGCUUCCUCAAUCACCUCCCCUGCUACUCACCAGAACAUUGACUGGCGGACUUACCAGACAUACCGGGAAUAUAUUGACAACAAAGGUAUUCAUGCUUACAGUCGAACUGUUCAAGAACGUUUAGACAGCCUGCGAGCUGCAUCUCAAAGUACACAUGGUGGCCCUCACUGUGGACCCCAACCUGGCUGGGGCAAUAAGUUACGACGCAGAAGUACGUCUCAUGAUCGGGCCUACCAGGGCCCUUCUAUGCUUCCUCCACGCAGUGCUUCGCAGGAUAGGAUGAGUGGGGCAGAGAGAGCAGCUCACGCCAGGGACUGGCCUCCUCGUAGUGUGUCCUCUGAUGGUCUCAUACGGAAGCCCCGUGCUCAUUCAUCAGACUAUGUGGAACAUGGUGAACUAGUUUCUGCUGCACCAUGGGCAGCACCUGUGGAUAGGCAGCUUUAUAGCAGAGUAGACCAGAGGAGUCGUCCCAGUAGACAGUCUCUCCCACCAAGGGCGGUGCUUUACCGCCCACCAACAGGGUAUGGUAUGAGCGUCAGGGGUAAUGCUGGCUCCCAUAAGCAUAGCUCCAGAACGGAUAUCCCACCUACUGCUGGUUUUCCAGAGCGACCUCGCAAUGGAAUAAACCAGGCCAAAGAACCUCCUUCCAAAGACCAAAGUGGAACUGUAGUUGGAAAUCGAAUUUUAAAUUCUGCAUCAAACCAAUCAAGAACUAGGGCUGAAACCAUGCAAAGCCCAGAAUCUGGGAAAGAUAUUUCUGUAGGAUAUAGGUCGGCAUCUUACUCUGCUCCACCUCUUCAAAGGCCCAAGGGUGGUGCAUCAACUCAGAGGACAAGCUCGAGGGAUGUCAAGGGCUUACCAGUAAAUGGGUCUAGUCCUGUGGAGGGUGUAGUCCUCAGAGAGAAACCGCCAACAGGGAAGGGGACCCCACAACCUCUCCGCCAUCCCUCGUACAUCCUUGCAGUAAAUGACACGGAUGGGUCUGAGCCAGCAGGGGGCGGUGUCUGCUGGUUACCCAAUGAUGCUCGCCGGGAGAUGCGCAUGCAGAGACUGGGGGAGCGGCUUGACUCCUCCUUCUGUUCCAGUAAUCUGGACGAAUCACUUGACUCCAUUCCCUUCAUCGAUGAACCAGCCAGCCCUAGUGUAGAUCAUGAUGGCAGUCAUAUUCCUGCAUCAGUUGUGAUUUCUGGAGCUCAAGCUGCACUUUCUGAUAGCCCAAGCCCUUCCACGCCUAGUCCCCUCAUGCGCCGACAACUGUCCCAUGACCAAGAGUCUCUCAGAAAUGCCAUUCUGGAAUCGGGAACCAAAACAGAACGCUCGAAGUCAUACGAUGAAGGUCUAGACAACUACAGAGAGGAAGGUCGUGGACGAUCCAGCAAGCCAAGUCUAAGGGUUUUCAGGAAGGCACUUGAUGGUCAUAAAUCUGAUGACUCCAGCUCUAGAAGAGACUCCUCCACUGAAAUUUUUAGUGAUUCCACCAAAGAGGGUUGGUUGCAUUUCCGACAGCUCAACACAGAGAAGGGCAAGAGAGUUGGAGGCGGUAUGCGGCCAUGGAAACAGAUGUACGCAGUACUGCGAGGACAUUCCCUCUACCUCUAUAAAGACAAAAAGGAGGGGCUUGCUCACGUCAACUCUCAGCUGGAGGAUGACCCUCAGUCCAUCAGUAUUAAGGCCUGCUUGAUUGACAUCUCUUACAGUGACACAAAGCGCAAAAAUGUCUUACGGCUAACGACUUCAGACUGCGAGUAUCUGUUUCAGGCAGAGGGCAGAGAAGACAUGCUGUCCUGGAUAAGAGUCAUUCAAGAAAACAGCAACCUGGAUGAGGAGAAUGCCGCAGUAACCAGCACUGAUUUGAUCAACAGAAAGCUCAAGGAAUAUAUAUCCAUGAGUGCACCCAGCAGUAAGACAGAACCGUCGCCAAAGACCUCACGGCAGUCUCUCAGCAUUAGACAAACUCUGCUUGGUGGCAGCAGUAAAAGUCAAAGCCCCUACUCACCCAAAAAUGAACAGGACAGGAGUAAAGAUGACUCUAGUCCUCCGAGAGAUAAAGCUGCGUGGAGAAGAGGUAUUCCAGGUUUAAAGAAAAAGCCACAAGAUAAGAGGCCUGCUGCUGGCGUCACAUUUGGAGUACGACUGGAUAACUGCCCUCCUGCGCAAACCAAUAAAUUUGUGCCUUUGAUCGUGGAGGUGUGUUGUAAGCUGGUGGAGGACAGAGGGCUGGAGUACACAGGCAUUUACAGAGUGCCUGGAAACAACGCUGCCAUCUCUAGCAUGCAGGAGGAAUUAGACACUAAAGGCAUGACAGACAUCGAUAUCCAAGAUGACAAGUGGCGCGACCUCAAUGUGAUCAGUAGUUUGCUCAAGUCCUUUUUUAGGAAACUUCCGGAACCUCUGUUUACUAAUGAAAAAUAUUCCAACUUUAUUGAUGCCAAUCGAAUGGAAGACCCUGUUGAGCGGUUAAAAGCACUAAAGAGACUGAUUCAUGAGUUACCAGACCAUCAUUAUGAAACACUCAAGUUUCUCUCUGGACAUCUUAAAACAGUUUCAGAAAACUGCGAGAAAAACAAGAUGGAGCCACGCAACUUGGCCAUUGUAUUUGGCCCAACCCUUGUCAGAACCUCUGAGGACAACAUGACGCACAUGGUUACCCACAUGCCUGAUCAGUACAAGAUCGUUGAGACUCUCAUUCAGCAAUAUGAUUGGUUCUUCACAGAAGAUGGAGAUGAAGAGCCAACGACCACUGUGGAGCAAGAGAGCACAGUUCAGUCUCAGCCUGUACCCAACAUUGACCAUCUCCUAACUAACAUAGGGCGUACUGCUCCAUCGCCCGGAGACGUCUCAGAUUCAACCACCAGUGACUCUGCCAAAUCCAAGCAGGGUUCCUGGGGAACUGGUAAGGACCAAUAUAGUAGCGAGCUGCUGCGUACUUCCAUCUUUGCUAGCCGCAAACGCAAAAAGCCUAAGGACAAGCCUCAGCCAAGUAGCUCUGAUGAUGACCUGGAUGCUAGUUUUUCCAAGAAAGAUCUUCCGGUGCAAAAUGAUCCAAAUUGGCCUGCUGAUGACCAAACCGAAGAUGCAGAAAGUGAAGUAGGACUCGAUGACCAAAGGACUGAGGAUGAUGACCAGAGCCCAGGAGAUGGCCUUGACCUCACUUCUGAAAACAAGCAGCUCAUCACAGAACAUUUGCCCCAGCAAACAUGUCCCUCAUCUAAGAUCAAUACAUCGCCCAAACCUAGUUAUCAUAUGACUCGCCAAAGUUCCCUGUCCGAUCAUCCCUCCAACUACGAUGAUGGAUGUGUUUCAGAUCUGGGCACCCUUAACAGCACCAGUUCCCAAGCCUCCGUACCCAGAAUAAGACACGGUAGGACAACAGGCCACUGGAUGGAAAGUGCAGGAAUGGGCCUAGGGGCAGAAGUCUGCUCAAUCACAUCAGAUUACUCCACCACCUCCUCCAUGACCUUCCACACCGGAGUGGAGUCCAUUGCUCUUAGUCCCGAGGUACAGUCUGUUGCUGAAAGCCGGGGGGACGAUGCUGACGAUGAAAGAAGUGAACUCAUUAGUGAGGGACGACCCAUGGAGACAGACAGCGAAAGCGACUUGUCUGUCUUUGCUGUUGGUCGAGAUGGCGUGCCAGCUGAAGAUAGCAGCCAACUGGGGGGCAGUGUCACACCAUUGCAAGAUGUACCCAGUCUUAUUCCCUCCCAUCGAAUCAUUGCAUGCGAUACCCUGGCACGCAAGAGGGGGAGUCGGCAAAAGACAGACAGCGAGUCUUCAGCAGAUGGAAGCCGCAGUGACAAGGAGUCCACUCGAAUCUCACGAGUGCUGGAGGCAGUCAAAGGCCGGUCCACUGGCAGUCUGAGCUCUUCUUCUCGUAGUGAAUCUGAGCGAGCUGAACCCAUGUGGCGAAUUAAAAUCACCGACCGGUUGAAGUGUCGACUGCGAACAUCGGCUGAUGACAUGUUUGGAGUGGGAUCCCAGCGCACCAGGUCCCCCGAGACACGAAGUAAACGGAAAAGCAAUAUCCGCCGAAGGCACACCAUGGGUGGUCAGCGGGACUUUGCAGAGUUGUCAGUAAUUGGGGACUGGCAAAGAGUAGAGGGCAAUGAGCUCUCAGCUAUGGAUCGUUUAAAGCCAAAGUGCAGUUCACAGGACUUCUCCAUCAGAGACUGGAUAGCUCGAGAACGACACCGUACCAGCAACCCUGAAGUUAGCCUGGAUGUGCUGGAUCUGCACUCUUCUCGAUCACGGGACCUGUUAUCCGCGGGGCCUUCGCACUCCUAUUUGGGUCAGCACCUUAAUGGAGAUGUAGCGGUCGCUCAGGGCAAAAGCUUAAGCCUAGGCGCUGACGCUCACCCUCACAAACUCUCUGGUGCUCAAGUGGUCCGUUCUCGUUUCUACCAGUACCUGUGAAAGUGUGUGUGAGAGUAUACUCAUGUAUAUGAGUGCACUUUUUAUGAGUGUUGACAUGUUUUAUGGUACUUGAGUGCUUGUAAGCCAUGUUGGCAUCAGCGGUAGAAUGUGAUUGGAGUAUCGUGAUUGAAAGCAUGCGUGUAUGAGAUCAGGAGAAAGUUGCUGUUGAGUGUUCUCUGAUGGACUGAUAGAAAUGUUUUUAAAACAUCCUGUGAUAUUUCCUUCUGUGAAUGAAAUUAUGUACUGACCCAAUGUUGUACAGCGAGCAGAGGCCUUCUGAAGCACAGUAUUGCUGGAAAACUGGAUGAGUUUGAAUUCCAGUAAUCAUAGAUUUUAGAUUUGAGUAUGUAGUCGAGAUGGCUGAAGCUGUCCAAAUGGCUUGGAAGAUAAAUGCAAGUAACCAAGAAAUAGGACUUUAGGUCGGUAGUCUGAAAUCGUAUGAUGUUGAGAAGACUUGAUGAAAGUUUCGUUGUGUUGGAAAUGUAAAGAGGCCCCCAAUGUUGAUCAAUCUUUCAGUAACCAAAACAAGAAUGUAUCUGCUUGUUGUAAUACUAAACAAACUGCCAUGAAGUGUGUAUAUAUAUUCCCCCUUCUGUGCUUUUUUUCUCCGUUUAUCCUGCCUGUGUUUGGACUGCUUUGCGUGCUGUGUUAUGGAACAGUGUCUGUUUCGUUUUUCUUUUAUAAGUGCGGUGCAUGGCAGACACUCGGCACAUUAAAUCUUUUUUUUUAUUAAUUGCAAAAGACAAAAAGGAAUUCAAACAACUUCCCUCUUAUGCGGUUUGUAGUGUUGUUGUUUGUUGUACUACAACUACAGAGACAUAAUUACUGUCUCUAGCAUAAAGCUGGAAAAGAAAUAGAAUGAAUUGUUAAAGAACAAAUCAGGUGUCUUUGGAUCAUGAAAGUGCCUCAUAUUGAAUAUUGGUCUUGGGUCAUCAAAGGUGCCACAUCAUCUCAGAUACAUUAAGGUGUAAAAAAAAAUAUAUAUAUUAUUUUUAAACUCACCUCAUCCAGACUUCAUUCAUAGAAAAAAAUGAGAAUCUUCCAUUCCUACAGCAUUCCGCCUGGGUCUUAACGCUAUUCUAAUGCAUCGUUUUAUGUUGUGCAUUUGGUAUUUUAACCAAACUUGAAUUUUAAAUAUUCUUGUAAAGUAAGUAACUUAAAUGUACAUAUCUAUUACUGGUUUUAGCUGCUCCUAUUCUUCUGGUCAUCUCCAUCGCAUCGAUUUCUUUUUUGUAAGUAUUGUACGAUAAAGAGGUGAGGUUUAAGGGACCUGGGGGAGUAAACCCGUAAGUGAACAUGCUAAUCAUCUGGGGGUCUUCAGUCUCCCUUGUGUGAACAAUGCUUCCCUAACUGUUUGUAUCAUGCUGGGUCUGCUCUUGUGGUGGACGCAAAUUGUAAAACACUGGAAAAUAAACCCUUUUUGUCUCAUAAA